Messenger RNA from Candidula unifasciata, 603 nucleotides. Lineage: Eukaryota; Metazoa; Mollusca; Gastropoda; Stylommatophora; Geomitridae. The record is from the annotation of a GenBank genome assembly.
AUGAGAAAAUCAUCUUUUGGGGGGCGUCCCUCAAUUUCUGGGGCGCCAGUCAGGGUUCUCAAUGAAAAUGCAAUGAACAGAGGCAGAGCAUCAUCUGCCUCUGAAGACCGCCUGUCAUAUGGUAGCCGCAUGUCUCUAGGAAGAUCAAAGUUGCCAGUGUUGAAUCCUCGGAAAUCAACAGCUUCCUCAUCAAAUGCAUUUUCUUUCCUUCCAAAAUCUGGGCGACCAUCCAGUGGCAUUGGUGUGCGAGGAAGAACUGACACACCAAAGGAUCCCAGGCCAGUCUCAGAUAAGCGGUUCCAAGCUCAGUGUAUCAAAAAGCUUCUGGAGUUCCUGAUCAGCAAGAACUACCCACAUCCAAUCUCACAGACAUUACUCAUGUCCCCUAACAGCAAAGAUGUGUUCAAAAUAUUUGAGUUCAUUUAUGGCAAGUUUUCCCCCGGAUAUAAGCAGGUGCAGAAGAUGGAAGAGGAAAUACCCAGGAUACUCAAAAUUUUGGGAUAUCCAUUUGUGAUCCAAAAGACUCACAUGUUUUCAGUGGGUAGUAAUCAUGUGUGGCCGCAUGUGUUGGUGGCGUUUAUAUGGAUGGUUGACCUGCUCCAG